AUGUCCUGCCAGCCAGCUAUUGCUACUGUGUCCCUCGGGCAGAGCGGGCGUUACACUAUCCAUCAGAAGCUAUCUGCAUGUGCCAACAAUGGGUUCAAAGCGAUUGAGCUGUUCUAUGACGACCUAGAAGCGCUGGCGAGCUCCCUUUCAAGAUCAACUCGGCCAACUCGUGACGACCUUCUGAAUGCUGCUCGCCAGAUCCGUGCUCUUUGCGAUGUGCUCCAAAUCCGCAUUCUCAACUUGCAGCCACUUCGGUUCUAUGAGGGAUUGAUCGAUAGGCGCGAGCGCGACCGUAUCGCCUACGGGGUCAUCCCUACCUGGAUGGAUAUCCUCGACAUCCUCGGAAGUGAUACUAUCUUGAUUGCCUCAAAUUUUCUCCAACCAGAUCUAAGUACUGGCAAGAGCCCAUUAUCCGGGGAUUUCAAUGUCAUAGCUGAUGACCUGCGCUUGUUGGCGACCCUCGGAGCCGCUCGAUCCCCGCCCAUCAAAUUUGCUUAUGAGGCCCUCGCUUGGGGCACUUACAUCAGUACCUGGGAGGCAUCCUGGGAUAUUGUGCAACGAGUCAAAAUGCCGAACUUUGGUCUGGCUAUUGACACUUUCAAUAUUGCUGGCGCAGUGUACGCGGAUCCGGGUGCCGUGGGCGGCCGAAACGGUCCUGAUGCCGAUGCCAAUUUGCGCCAAUCCCUGGAUCGCUUAGCAAACACGGUGGACGUCGAGAAGAUUCUCAUCGUGCAAAUGGCAGAUGGAGAGCGGUUGGCUGAAGCUCUCGAACCCGGUCACCCGUUCCAUAUCCCGGGACAACCGUCUCGGAUGAGUUGGUCUCGCAACGCUCGAUUGUUCCUCUGUGAAGAGGACCGUGGCGGUUAUCUCCCAGUUUUAGAGAUUCUCCAAACGGUCGUCAAGAUGGGUUGGACUGGCUGGUUGUCUUACGAAAUAUUCUCGCGGACCCUAGCUGGUCCUAAUCCUAAGACCCCCGAAAUGCAUGCGGCUCGCGCGUCCCGGUCGUGGUCAAAUGUUACUGCUUUCCUGGGUCAAAGUGGAAAUAAAGACUUGGAGUAG
This is a messenger RNA of Aspergillus udagawae, 1059 nucleotides long. Its product is annotated as sugar phosphate isomerase/epimerase family protein. The transcript has a single exon. Lineage: Eukaryota; Fungi; Ascomycota; Eurotiomycetes; Eurotiales; Aspergillaceae. The coding region runs from base 1 to 1059 and encodes 352 amino acids. The record is from RefSeq and is a predicted model, not a curated record.